AUGAAAAAUAAUGAAAUAAUUAGCUUUGAAAAUGUUGCAUAAAAAACAAGUCCAGAAAAUGAAACUUUUGUUGAACUUGAAUUUCAAUAAACUCAAUAUGAAACAUAAUUAGAUUAGAUUUUAGAAGAGUAAAGGUUUAGUGAAAAGUUGAAAUAAUGUGAAUAAAAAAGAAUAGAGAAAUUAUAGAGGUAUUUGAUUAAUAAUGUAUAAAAAAUAAUUUCAGAAUACCUUAAGAAUUUGAGUAUAGACUUCCUACAAUAAGAGAAAUAAUUGACAUUUCAAACUCAUAAUUGCAUCAAACACAUAAUAUUCCAGAAUAAGAUGAAUAAUGCAAAUCUUAAGUUUAGAAGAAUAAUCAAAAAUUGAAAAAACUAAAAUAAAGAACCAAAGAUUGGAGUAAAUUUGAAUAAUAACUUAUCUAUUAUUCUAGCUUAAACAUUUCUUAAUAUUAUACUGAUAAAUCUAUUGAUUGUCGAUGGAAACUAUUGUUUACUUAUUAUAUAAUAAUUAUUGGAACUAAUAUCACUUUAAAUUUGAUCGAAUUAAUUAGAUACUAAUAAAGUUUUUGUAAAUUAGAAGGUUUAGAUCAUACUCUCAUUUAUAUUAAUUAGAUAGCUUACAUAGCAUGCAAAGUCGGAAUUUUAAAUAUCAUUUAUUAAGAAUUCACUAAUACUUUGCCAAUAAAAGUCAAAGUUCCCUUAUUAAAUUCAGUUGUAUUUAGUUGUAUAUUUCCAAUUUUGUCAAUGCCACUUUAUAUCUUUGAUUUUGUAGAAUGUGAAUAUAGAAUCAAAAUCUUUACACUUGAUUAAAGUCUCAAACUUUUGAAUCUUAUAGAUUGGCUUAUUCUAUCAAUAUUAAUCUUAAUAAUAAUUAUUUAAUCUUGUUUUCAGAUUUAGAUUUCAAGUUAAGCCAUUUAAAAAGCCAUGUAAAAAUACAAUUUUCUAUUUAGGAAAUACAUAAAGAUAGCCUAUUACAUUUUAUUGAUUAUUGUUCACUGCAUUUCAAUAAUUAUGGUUAUUGGAUAAUCCUUUGAUAAUUUUAUGCCUGCUAUGAUAAUGGAGAAUUACUACUUUAUAUUUUCAGUACUUUUAAUGUGUUACUUGUCAGUAUAAAAAUAUUUAUUUCAUUAAAUUCCAUUCUAACAGAAUUGUUAAAAUUUAGAUAAUGAAAGAUCCUUUCAAUCUUUAUAAUCAUGA
This is a messenger RNA of Paramecium sonneborni, 1196 nucleotides long. Lineage: Eukaryota; Ciliophora; Oligohymenophorea; Peniculida; Parameciidae. The record is from the annotation of a GenBank genome assembly.